Ictalurus punctatus (channel catfish) is the source of this 6349-nucleotide messenger RNA. It is a transcript of the gene f8, whose product is annotated as coagulation factor VIII, procoagulant component. Bases 100 to 5121 code for a protein of 1673 amino acids. The record is from RefSeq and is a predicted model, not a curated record. The transcript has 25 exons. Gene Ontology annotation, molecular function: oxidoreductase activity; copper ion binding. Lineage: Eukaryota; Metazoa; Chordata; Actinopteri; Siluriformes; Ictaluridae.
GUCUCCUGAGCUCAUUAGUAACUUAACCUCAACAGGAAUAAGUGUGUGUAUGUGAAGUAAAGCUGUGUGUGUGUGUGUGUUUGUGUGCAAACUCUUGCAAUGAAGGCUCUACUGUUCAUCUUCUUCCUCGUCAAAUGUUUUCCACAUUCACAUGCUGUGGAAAAGAUACAGGCGUUCUUCAUCGCCGCAGUGGAGACCAGCUGGGACUAUCAGAACACUGGUGGGGUGGAUCCAGCUGCUAAUCAGAGGGGAUCCAGCAUUAAGAAAUAUGCCAAGGCCGUGUACACUGAAUUUACAGACUCCACUUUUACCACCCCGAAAACGAAACCUCCAUGGGCAGGAAUUCAGGGUCCUACGAUCAGAGCAGAGGUGAACGACAGAGUGGUGGUCCACUUUAAGAACUUUGCCACUUAUCCUCUCAGCAUUUCCCCGAUCGGCAUCCCCUACUGGAAACAAUCUGAAGGGGCUGGUUAUGAUGACUCCACAUCUGUCCAGGAGCAAGAGGAUGAUGCGGUACAGCCUGGUGGAUAUUAUAAAUACAUGUGGGACAUUCAUCCUAACAGUGGGCCAACCAUCACAGACCCAGAAUGCCUCACCUACUCCUACUCAUCACAGGUGGACAUUGUGCGAGACUUCAAUUCUGGACUCAUUGGUGCUUUCCUGAUCUGCAAAUCAGGCGCUCUAACGGAGGACCGUCAACGAAAGGUGCCCGAGUUUGUGCUGCUGUUUGCCGUGUUUGAUGAAAGUAAGAGUUGGUAUAGAGAUGUGGGCAGAGCAGAUAAACUAAGGAAAUCAUCCGCUCGUCAGCAGUUUCACACCGUCAACGGAUACGUCAAUUCCACACUGAAAGGUCUGAAAUUAUGCCAGAAAAGUCCAGAGGUUUCCUGGCACCUUAUUGGUCUGGGCUCCACUCAAGACAUCCACACCAUUCAUUUCCAGGACCACACUCUAAUAGUCAUGGACCACAGACGGGUUACGGUGGAGAUAACCCCUAUGACCUUCACCACCGCCCUGCUCAGGCCAUAUGCCGAAGGGAAGUUUCUGAUUUCCUGUAGGAUCCAUUCCCAUGAGCAAGCUGGGAUGAGUGCCUUCUUCACUGUGGAGAACUGCCCUGAAUCCAAUGCAUUGCCUGAAAAACUAAAUGUCCAGCACACUUAUGAGGAAGAGGAGAGGGAUGAAGACUACCCAAUGGAUAAUCUUUUCUCUAUUGUGCUCCGACCUGGUGGACCCCCAUCAGUUCUGAGGUCUGGUGGAAAACGACCCAAAGUCUGGAUUCAUUACAUCAGCGCAGAGGAGGUCAUGUGGGACUACAACCCUGAGGGUGACCGACUUUCGAAGUUCGAGCCUUCAGUUCAACAAACACAACGCUUGGGUAAAGUCUAUAAGAAGGUGGCUUAUGUCGAGUACACAGACCACACAUUCACAAAAAAGAGGAGCCAAAGCAAUGCACUGAUUGGGCCAGAACUUAGGGGAGAGGUGAACGACCAGUUUCAGAUUGUUUUUAAAAAUAUGGCCAAUCGACCUUAUAACAUCUUUCCAAAUGGACUUGUCAGCGUGCAGCCCAUGAAGAAAACAGAGAAGCAAGUGGACCUGCGGUCCCUGGCUGUCCCACCAGGUGAGAUUAUGAUGUACCUGUGGAAAGUGACACCAGAGGACGCUCCCACCGAGGCCGACCCCCGCUGUCUGACCCGGCUGUAUCACAGCACUGUGGAUCCAGAGCGAGACAUGGCGUCCGGCCUAGUAGGGCCCCUUAUCAUCUGCAAAUCAGAAAGUUUGGACAAACGAGGGAAAGUGUUAUCUUCAGACAGAGAAAAACACCUCAUGUUCUCCAUCUUUGAUGAAAACAAAAGCUGGUAUGCUGAUGAGAAUAUCAGGAAGUUUAGCGAAGAUCAUUCCAAGAUUGAUCGCAAUGAUCCUCAUUUUUACAACUCUAAUGUCAUGCACAGUGUAAAUGGUUUCAUGUAUAACAGUCUGCAAUUUAGGAUGUGUGUUGGUGAUGUUAUGCUAUGGCACGUGGCCAGUGUGGGUAUGCAGAGUGAUUUCCUCUCAGUGUAUUUCAUGGGAAACCCGUUUGAAAGGGACAGAACCUAUGGCACAGUUCUUACACUUUUCCCAAUGACCGGUGACACUGUCAUCACUGAGAUGGAGACCAAAGGUGAGUGGGAGAUUGGUGCCUUCGAUCCAACUCUGAAAGCAAAAGGGAUGAGUGCACGGUACUCUGUGUUUAACUGUGAACCAGAGCUAACCCUGGUGGACACUGAUGAUUAUGAUGACUUGAACGAUCACAUAGAUAAGCAUUUCCCAAUCCCACGGGGCUUCAGGAAGAGGAACCGAAAUGUGGCUAUCGAGGUUUGCCAGAAAGUGUCAAGCAACACAAGCCAAACAGAGCAGCAAAAUGCCACCAAGAUGCCUCUAGAGAAAAAAGGGGAGAAGACCACCCUGGUAUGCAAGAGAAAACUUGUCCCAGUGGAUGACGCCGAGGAUUUGGAUGUUCUUUCACAGGGAGGAAUUCCGCAGGAUAUUCUGGAUCAACUCAACAUGGAGAUGAGCACAUCAAAACGCCAGAAAAGACUUGCGUUUGUAGAGAAUGACACAGAAGCAAAGAGUGAUCAUCCUGCCUCUCAUUCCCACAGAACUAACACAGAAUCAGUGAGUCAGAGAAAUGCAAAAGUAGAUGGCGUGGUUAAGAUGGAAGACAAUGAAACAGUAAGAUACCAGGAUGUAGAUAAAGCUGAGAAAUCAAAUCUAAAUAAGAGCGCAUCUGUUGACCUGUUUAAGAAAUUCAUUCAGAAAUCAGGGCUGAAUACGACCUCUAAGUUGGAUCUCAAGGCUAAUUUAACAGAGAGGACUCGGAGAGAGAUAUGGGAAAAGAAUAUAGGUGAGGCCACAAACACAAAUGAUGGAAUGAGUGACAAUGAUGUUCUAAAAGACCUGGACAAGUUGAUGAAAAGCCCAGAUCCUCAAAUAUAUGACUACAAAGGUGUACACCAUCUGAAUCUGAGCUCUCAGUAUUCCCCAUCAAACUCCUCACAGAACGAGACCUACCUGAAGAACCUUCCGCCCUUGGAGUAUGACGAUUACGAAGAUGAAGGGAACAAAACUGUUCUGAGCUUCAGUUCUACUGAUGAGAUAGAUAUCAGGUCCAGUGAAACAAAAUUCCGUAGCUAUUACAUUGCAGCUGAGGAAAUCAUGUGGGAUUAUGGGAUUGACAAACCUUCCCAACUCAUCAGUGCCAGGGAGACGAAGAAAGGAAUGAGAAAGUAUUUCCCAGCCUACAGGAAAGUUGUGUACAGAGCAUAUCAUGACAGAGAUUUCAAGAAUCCUGUUAAACGUGGAGAGCUAGAUGAACACCUUGGGAUUAUGGGUCCCGUACUUAAGGUGGAGGUUAAUGAUGUUCUUACUGUAGUUUUUAGGAACACUGCCUUCAGACCGUACUCCCUGCACCUACACGGUGUGUAUGAUAGGACCACAGUGAGCUCUGCACCACAGGGGGUGGAGCUACGGGAGGAUGAGGGACCUGGUGACCCAGUGCCUCCUGGGGAAGAGAGGAUCUACAACUGGAGAAUUACUAAAAGACAAGGACCAUCAUCCAAAGACUUUGACUGCAAGGCCGGGGCCUAUUACUCUACAGUUAAUAUGGAGAAGGACAUCAACUCUGGUCUGAUUGGUCCAUUGCUGAUCUGUCGUCCCGGUACACUUAAGUCACGUGUCCUCCUGCAGCCGGGAGUGCAGGAUUUAUUCCUCCUGUUCACCGUUUUUGAUGAGAAGAAGAGCUGGUAUCUGGAUUACAACAUCAGGAAGUUCUGUACAUCACCAUGCCAGGCCAAAGUAGAUGAUCCCUGGUUCGAGACCAACAACAAAUUUGCUGCAAUAAAUGGAUACGUCGCAGAUACCCUACCUGGCCUGGUGGUGCCACAGCACCAGAUAUCUCGCUGGCACCUGCUAAACGUGGGCAGUGGUGGAGAGUUUCAUGCUGUCCAUUUCCAUGGAAUACCUUUUAGCGUUGGGAAAGACCAGGAACACCGCCUGGGCAUCUUCAAUCUUUACCCGGGUGUGUUUGGAAGUAUUGAAAUGAGACCAGGAAUAGCGGGCACCUGGCUGGUGGAGUGCACCAUUGGAGAUCACCAACACGCUGGCAUGAGAGCCACACUUCUUGUUUAUAACCCACAAUGUAUUCAGCCCUUGGGAAUGCAGUCAGGAUGGAUAGCUGAUGAACAACUCACUGAAUCUGAUCAUUAUGAUAAAUGGGAGGCAGGAUUAGCCCGAUUGCACUUAUCUGGAUCAGUUAACGCUUGGAUCGGCAACAAUGAGAACUCCUGGAUCCAGGUGGAUUUGUUACGGCCCAUGGUGGUCCACGGGAUCCAGACACAGGGCGCGAAAACUUCAUUUGGUCUGAAAGAAUUGUUCACGGUGAUCUUCAACAUCAGCUAUAGCCUGAACCUGAAAACAUGGAAGACGUACAAAGGAAACAGCAGCGAGUCUGUAUAUAAAUUUAAUGGAAACCUGGAUGGCUCCAGAGUAAAAGAGAACCUCUUCUCGCCUCCAAUCAUUGGUCGCUACAUUCGCAUUCAUCCAUCCACCUAUGUUACCAAGCCCACUCUGAGGUUUGAACUGCUUGGCUGUGACCUCAACAGUUGCUCACUGCCGUUAGGAAUGCAGAGAAGACUGAUUCCUGACAACCAGAUUAGUGCUUCUACAUUCCGACAAAGCUGGAGGAACUCAUGGAGCCCUGGCCUCGCCCGACUCAACCAAGAUGGCAGCGCCAAUGCAUGGAGACCCAAGACUAAUAACCCUUACGAGUGGCUGCAGGUGGACUUUAAGGUGGUGAAGAGAGUCACUGGUAUUGUCACACAGGGAGCCAGAUCCAUGCUCACAAGCAUGAUGGUGACAGAGUUCUCGAUCUCUGUUAGUGAUGAUGGCCACAGCUGGGCCAUGGUCACUGAACCAGGAAUGCAGCAGGAGAAGAUCUUUGAAGGGAACAAUGAACACGAUGAGGAGAAGCUGAAUGUGUUCGAGUCGCCGCUGUUCACCCGAUUUAUCCGCAUCCAUCCAAAAGGCUGGGUUAAUGACAUUGCACUGAGGGUGGAGUUCCUGGGGUGUGAUACGCAACAGAGACUCUGAGAGACAGCGUGUGUGUGUGUGUGUGUGUGUGUGUGUGUGUGUGUGUGUGUGUGUGUGUGAGUGAGGGAGAGAGAGUGGGAGUGAGUGAGUGUGUGUGUGUGUGUGUGUGUGUAUGAGUGAGUGAAUGAGUGACAGUAUAAAAUAUAUAGAUGUGAGAGGAAGAAUGUAUACGAGAAAUAAAAUGUGUGGGGGAAAAAAAGACAGAGGUCAUUGACACUGAAUGUAUUUUUACUGAUGCAUUUGUAUCCGUAAUUAUUUUGUAUUAUUUUAAUUUUUAUCUCUCAAACCUUUUGAUGCUGUAAAUGGAUUUCUGAUUGGUCAGGAUCUGUUCAGAGAAAUAUAUUUAUAUAUUUUUUCCAAAUAAUAUUUGCCUUUUUAUUAUGUAUUUGUCACAUAGGACACUUUGUGUAUGUACAAUUACUGACUGUAGCCUGUUUGCUGUGUGGUGUUGAUAUGAGAGGUAUAAGGUACAGCAGCAGUGCUGCACAUGUUUUCAAACACUGUGUACACUUACUGCACACUCUUCCACUGUUGGAAACUUGUAGGUGUACAGUUAGAGGCCAUAGUUUAUCGUUUUCCAUGCACAAUGUGUGUUAACCCUUUAUCUUUGUCAGUUUAUGACCACAGCACUGCUGCUGUAUCUGAUAACACUCGUACCAACACCACAAACUCUGUUACCAUAGCAUUGUCACUGCAGUGCUACGAAGGGUCCACCUAAUAAUAUCUGGUCCUCUAUGGUCUUUUGGUGGUCCUUUUCCAUUACUAAACAGGGCAGAAAGAGCUAAUACAUUGUGCAUUGUCCAGUCAGUGACCUAUGUAAGUGGACCUGCUUAAAAGGCAAUUCAGUUUAUAUACUGGAUUCAAGGAAAUAUAUGUAUGUGUUAAUUCCACCUUUUGUUACAGCUUUUUUAAUUUUUAUUAUUUAUGGACUAUACAAUAGUUAUAGAUCAAACCUGCUUGUUCUCUGUCAAAUAUGCUGCUCAGUUAACGUCUUUAAAAAGCGUUUAAUCUGCUCAUGUGACUACAGGAGAUUCAGAUAUCAGUAUACAUUUACAUCAUGUUAGGACACAUAUAUUAGUCACAUGUACUGAACAUAAUGAAGACACUAUUAACACUACUGUUUUAUUCUGAAUGUAGAUUUGAGUGUUUGCACUGUGAAAGGAUUCAAAUGACUUAAUUGUUGAUGUGAUUUAUAAUGAAAUAAAGUAUUUAAGUGUGAAACUCAAAA